Penicillium griseofulvum is the source of this 3198-nucleotide messenger RNA. Its product is annotated as putative NTP binding protein. Bases 1 to 3198 code for a protein of 1065 amino acids. The record is from RefSeq and is a predicted model, not a curated record. The transcript has a single exon. NCBI's taxonomy places the organism in Eukaryota, Fungi, Ascomycota, Eurotiomycetes, Eurotiales, Aspergillaceae.
AUGGACGAAGCUCAUGUCGAUUUGCCUGAUGGACACCUUGUGAAUCUCUCACCACGACCUAUACGCGAAAGUCCCUACAAAGCGUACCGAGUCGAGUAUAAGCGUUCUCCGCGGCUGUUAGCAACACCUCCACCUCGAUACCUGCAAGAAGGAAUACCAACAGGAUAUGUCGUUACAAAAACCGCAUCGGGGAAUAUGUCUCAACUACCAAAAACCACCAAACUGCCAGUCCUGAGGACUUUCUCUGGAAGUCAUAGCGAUGAUUCAAGUCAAACGCCUAGUCCCACUGGAAUUCCUAAACUCACCCUAGCUAGCCACUCCGUGGGACAAGUCGAUGACCAGCCUAGGUCGUCAGACAAAGGCCAUGACCAAAAUCCGUACUGGAGGAAAAUCCGGGAUAAAUUGGAGGAGUCACCGCUCUUAACAAGACGCACUAGGAGCAAGGAACACGACAAAACCGAAUCUCCUACCUCGCGCAUCUCCUACCAUCGCACCAGACUUCCCGCCAGCACUAGCCAGAACCAGGCAAGCCCCCGGGCAGUCAAUGCACCAUCAGACAUCCCAAGUCCAAGCACCGCGAAAAGCAGUCCUGCGCAGGUGUCAAGGAGAAAUGCUUCCACCACCCCUUCCGAGGACAGGCAAAACAGCUGGCAGAAGCAGGGUGACCAAUGGGCCAACACGGAUGUAACCGAAACCACACCCCAGAAAUCAGUGAGAACAAACGGGACAACUGAUUCCAGCCCUCGAUCUCACCCUUCCGUCUCGCCAGUAUCUGCCGAGGGCAGUUCUAUCACCGACUGGGAAGACCGAUUCGUCGUGAAUAUGCCAACUGCAAAAGAUCCCAAUCCGCCAACGAUGACAGCGCAGCAGAUUGCUGAGUAUCAACGAAGCAUCGAAAGGGUACACCGGGCGGGUGGCCAGAUGGCAGAUCCGGACACAGUGCCUAGUCGCAACGUAUCUCCCGAGAUCAAAUUCAGCCCUAGCGAACAAAGAACCCAGAGCCUGAGGGAGUUCAACACAUAUGACGGUGCAAAUGAUGGACGUCCAAUGCCGAGCUUGCCACGAGACCAACAUCGCCCAUUACCGCAGUCUCAGCAAAAUUCUCAGCUGGAGCAACAUUCGCAACCCCAGCCCCAGCCCCAGCCCCAGCCCCAGCAGCCCCAGCCCGCGUCUGCGUCGCAACGUCAAGUAGCUAACAACUACUACAGCCCGGAUGAAAUUGGGUAUAAUCGGAUUAGCACAAUUUGGGAGGAACCACACGCAAAAGCUAAGGAGAAACGACACCCCCAAAAUGCGGAUGGGUCUUUUUUAGGAUGCAGGGAAAUAUGCGGGGAGAAGAAUCCAGACGAAAUUCUCACGUUUGCUUCUCAAGACGAUGCCAGUCUGCAUCCACUCCCAUUAUCAGUGGGUUCCAAGACCAGGCAACAGGCGGCGAAGCAAGUGAGCAAAGCGACAGACCGACAAGCCACCCACCGAGUCGAGGAGACCACGGUCCUUCAAGAAGAGCGACCGCAAACUUCUCGGAAUUUGAGGCCUGCCCCAUGCUCGAAGCCGUCACCUCUGUACCAGGAUCGGACUCGCUCCCAGAACCCAUCUCCAAUUCCACGAACCAGGUCCCAGGACUCGAGCAAGGAGAAUUACCACCCUACCAGCAAUACACCGGAGCGGUCCAGGAGCCUAGAAGGAAACUCGGGGGACGACGAUGUGUUCAUUAUCACACCCACUAUCACACGCGCUAUGCUUCCCACCCCCGAAAAAAAAGCACCUUCGCCAAAGCCGCAAGGGCUGCGUCGUCCUGGUGGCACAAGUCACGUAGUCACCGCAGAGGCCAUCAAAGCCGUCCGGGCAAAGGCUCAAAUGAUUUCCACACCACCGGGAUUGCGGCCCGGCGGACCCAACGUGCAUCUCAAGCCGACGGGACGUACAUUGACAACUUCGCAAACGUGUCCAGUCGGAAGCAUCUCCGUCACAGCGAAAGGCCGAGACGACGAGGGUCGUAUCCAAGAUCAUGUGCAAGAUCGGAAUCAAGAACGAGCAGGUACAGCGUCGAAUACUAUCCGUGGCUUCAUCCGUACCUCCGCGCUGGCAAGGCCUACAGGACUGGCUAGAUCGCCUACAGAUAGCAUUGCUACGAUUCUGCGCAACAGGACUGAGUCCCUCCGUACACGUGCCGAGUCUCUGCGGAGUAGUUCCGCGUCACCCCAGCGUGCCAACCAGCAGCAGUUACCAAGUCCCCAAUCAAAGCUUCCAUCCAGGGAUAACUCGGCAUCAUCACACUCGGAACUGUCAUUUCAGUGCACCAAAGACACCCCACCUGUCUCGGGAAUCAGGCCUGCCUCGCCGCCCAAAAAAGCCACGCCGGAAAGGAAACCAGAGGGAAACAAACAAACCUCCUCGCAACCACCUACACCAAGCAAAUCAACACCGAAAAGAGUGACCUUAUCGGAGGUAUUUGGUUCGUCGGCGAAACCUGACAAGCCCACUGCAUCAGCCAAAAAGAUUUCCGCACUAGCAAAGCCGUCCAAGUUGGACAAGCUCUCCAAGUUUGCCAAACCAGCUGCGUCUGAAAAGUCUCCUCCUAAGCCAAAGAAGCCGGAUACUUCACCAAAAAAGGAAGAGCGGCUCAAACCUCUACCUCGUCUCUGUACCUCUGGUAAAGUCGUAGAAAUCGCCGAGCUAGAUGGGCUCCAGGUUUCGAGUCCCAAAGAGUCUCUUCAGUCAAAUAUCACAGACGUCUCUGCCGAUCUUGGUGACAUGCGCUCCCAAGAAAAAACCGAUUCCGAAGGCCAGGGACUUAGCCCUUUGGCCUUUUCGCUUCUUUUCAAUAUUCUUGUUGUUGCUGUCACCCAAGUGAACCAAGCUUUUCGCAUGGGCACAGGUAGCCCUUACGCUAAAUUUGUGGUCGACCACACCCUGAACAUGACCAGUCACUGCUGGCGUGUCUUCAAAUGCAUCUACACCGGGGUAUCUCGCUACCAGGCCACCGGCGCAUGGCCCAAGGGUCGCAGUGACCAGGCUAUCAGCCGGUUCAUAAUGGAGCUUUUCCAAGCCAUUGUGUAUCUCUUGAUUCUUGGGUUUGCUGCUAUGCUUAUAGGCCGUACUGCUGGCUACGUCGUUCUCGUGACUAGUUGGAUUGUAUGGUUUGCCAGGCCAUUUGCAUGGGCCUUCCAAUGUGUUGGCCGUGCAUUGAUAAUGUGA